AUGGAGGAAGAUAGGGAGGAGGAGGAGGAGACAACACCAAGAUCACCAUUCUGGUUACAAACCACCACCAACCUCAGCCGUAUCCAACGCUACCGCCGCCGUCUCUCCGCCCUCUUCUUCAACUCCGUCGUCUUCAUCAUUUUCUUACUCUUUCUUGCACUUCUAUCCAUGGUGUUCAUCAUCCCAUCUCUUAUUCAAUCCUCAUACCACAUUUUUAAACCAAAUUCAGUCAAAAAGAGUUGGGAUUCCAUUAACUUAAUCUUGGUUUUGAUCGCUUUAGCAUUUGGGUUUCUUGGUAGAAACAUUAAUAACGAUGAUAAAUUGAGUUUUGAUAAUGAAUUUGAUCGGAGUUCUGAGCCGGAAUUAUCAACCGGAGCUCCGAUCAUGACUACGGAAUCAUCAACCCACCGGCAAUGGUAUGAUUUCCGGGAUCAACCGGUGAAUUCUGUUAUUGGAUUAAGGAGACAAAGGACUAGCAGCUCUUAUCCUGAUCUCCGCGAACUAUCGCCGCCAAAGAACCACCGUGCCACAGGUAAUCGGCGGUUUUCAGAUGAUACACAUUUGGAUUAUUAUCGGGGUUUGGAGUCUAACCGGAAUUAUCUCCGGCAACGGAGCCGGAUAGAACACUAUGGUGAUUCAUUUUCCUAUACUCCGCCGCUACAACCGCCGAAUCCGGAAGAAGGAUUACAUUUUCCGCUACCGGAACUGCCGUCUCUCCCGCCGCAGCCGCCACCGCCACCGCAGACGGCGGCCGUGAAAAAGAAGACGAAGAUAAUAUAUCAGAAUGCAGGUGGAGAAGAUAGAGAAGGAAGGAGGAGCUUGGUGACCGGAAAAAUCUGGUCGCCGGGAAAUGAGCCGUCGGAGUAUAACGGCGGGAGAGGUGAGAGGAAAAGAGGCGACGGAGAAAGGAGAAGAGCUAGAAGCUCCGAACCGAGAAAAAUAUUAUCGCCGGUGAUAGAUCCGGUACCGGAACCUUCAUCACCGCUGGCGUUUUCGCCGUUGACUAAAGGAUUUUUUACUUCUUUUUACCAUAAGAAGAAAAAAAAGCGACAGAGAGAUCGGAGCGUCGACAAUUUAUAUUCUCUUUUACACAAUUCACAGCCGGCGCCGGUGAGAUUUUACCAACCACCGCCGCCUCCUCCGCCGCCGCCUCCGUCAAUUCUCCACAACUCGUUUCCAUCUAAGAAAGAAAAGCAAAAGAGAGUUACAACAGUCACACGAGCUCCUCCUGCACCUCCGCCGCCGCCGCGUACCAAAAUCCGUCCGCCACCAUCCACCGUAACACGAGUGGCGCCAUUCACUACCGAUAAGCCACGUGCACCGUUGACGAUGAGCAGUUUCACCGCCAUUGAUGACAGCUCAAGCGGCGGAGAUUCACCGAUGAAGAAUAUUCCUCCGCCACCGCCGCUGCCGCCGUUCAAGAUGCCGGAUUGGAAGUUCGCCGUGGAAGGUGACUUUGUUAGGUUGCAGAGUACGCUGAGCUCCAGAAGCGUGUCUCCUGAUGGCGAUGAAGCUCAUUCUCCGUCGUCAGACGUGGAAGAGGCGGCGAUGGCGGUGGCGCCGCCACAUGAAAGCUGA
Cynara cardunculus var. scolymus (artichoke) is the source of this 1578-nucleotide messenger RNA. Its product is annotated as WAS/WASL-interacting protein family member 3-like. The transcript has a single exon. The record is from RefSeq and is a predicted model, not a curated record. NCBI's taxonomy places the organism in Eukaryota, Viridiplantae, Streptophyta, Magnoliopsida, Asterales, Asteraceae. Bases 1 to 1578 code for a protein of 525 amino acids.